Molecule: messenger RNA, 1345 nt
Organism: Dacryopinax primogenitus
Lineage: Eukaryota; Fungi; Basidiomycota; Dacrymycetes; Dacrymycetales; Dacrymycetaceae
Exons: 3
Coding region: 257-1345 (362 amino acids)
Source: RefSeq, a predicted model, not a curated record
GCUUCCGUUCCCUUGGGCAUCUCGCAAUGUGGCGUUUCCAUCAGCACGGGAUCUGUUCAGAAAAAUGGUUCCACAGAAAUGCUGGCAGGAAAUCACCUAUGGGGCAUAUUCCGGUAUUUGGAUGGAUUGCCUUCCCUGCAUGCUCGCCGACUCUCGGACCAGAAGGUCUUCACCUUGGGUGGGAUAGGUUCCUUGGAGUACAGGAAAGUCGACGCGUGGUUGCUUGGCGACACGCUUGUGGUCGUCAACUAAGAUUAUGCUGCAUUUUGAUUUCUACACAGAGCUAGAUGAACUAGCAAGCUUGGAUGAAGAACGUCCUAUCUCCCCAACAUCUCAUACCGAAAUAGAUGUUCCCUUCUAUGAAGCCACGUUAACGUUUGCGGUCGGCCAUCCUAUCAUUUCCAUCAGGAUGGACGGAUACUUUGCAAUUUAUGGCCUUCAGUGGGAACGUUCAGAAGUUGAAGGGGCGUCUAGACCGACUGUAAUCCUAUGUCGGCGGUGGACAAUACAGACCUGCUCCGAAACAGACGGGCGCCAGGAAGCCGAUGAACAUUAUGUCACCGCCUUUUGUAUGGGUGAUGAAGGUACGUCCUUCUACCUCGAGCAUCAGAACACGACGCCAAAAUCGUCCGCUGUGCGGAUGGCUCGGUGCGAAUCGGGGUUGCAUGAGCUGGAAGGCCCCAUUUUCACUCCGCGAGGAGACUCGGUCAUCGUGCUUGAAUCGUCUGGCGGCGAUCUGUUACGGCAUAUAGAUUAUCUCUCCUACUGGCGCGGCAGCCUCGUCUUGGGCCGCAAGCUCUCCUACCUGUGGUUCCGGAUUCCAAUCUCCGAUCCGAAGAGAGGAUGUGGUCACCCUUCUAAGGUACUCGAUCCGCCAGACACCCAACAUCCACAACCUGAAGAACUUGCCAGUAAUGCUCACUUUCUCGCGGAAUGGCGUUCCAGACAUGAACCUGCCUUUCUCUCCGAAAGCGCCCGCAUCAUGUUGCCAGUCAACCCAGAUGACGUCCCCGAAGGAUAUAUAUGGGGAACCGCACUGGAGGAAUAUACGAACGAGAGGAUAGCAGUGCCCAUGGGAGACAAUUGGUAUAUGAAGUUUGGAGCAGGAAUAACCGCACCGGCUCAGCGCAUCCUCGUUUGUAAGACAGUCGAUCGGUUUUCCACCAUAUUCCGCAUCGAGUUUCACAAAAAAGCAUCAUUCUUCCGGCUGGAUAGGUAUUACGAUGACCCGGGGUUGCACGGCAACGUCGACCUGCGGUACUGGAACCAGGAAAAAUGGCAAGAUUGUAUCCGUGACACCGGCGCCGGCUCAUCCGAUCGCUCAAUUGUGGGCUUUGGAUUUUGA